CGGGCACCACGAAAUUAGGACUAGAAUUUUAAAUCCUAAAGCUUUUGAAUAUGAAAUUACAGUAAUAAAAAAUGGUUUUAAUUACAAGAAUAUUGUAAUUAGUAACGAAAUCGUAAUUGUUUUUCACCUGUUUCCUAUAAUAAUUAUUUCACACAUAAUAAAUUUCAAAUUAUAGUUGAAAAAAAUUCCAAUAAAAAAUUGAGAUUCACUUGAAACAAGAAGCUGCUGCCUACAACAUGUUAAUAGUGUCAUUUCUAGUGAUAUUUCUGACCAUUCACACGGCAAACUCCUACGUACUGCUAACAGCAAACCUUGAAGAUGUUCAGGCUAUCGCAAAGCAGCUGGUAAAUUCGCCUCUCGCCGACCAAGUCAACAAGAUCUGGCGAAGAGCCGCGAAUCAGUUCAACUUGAAUACCGUCAAGCCGAAACCCACUCAGCGAACGAAGGAAGACGAUGAUAUAAAGGUGAAAGUCGAUGGGGGCGUACUACCAAAUCAACAAGCCCGAGCUGAGGAUGUUGAAUCCGGGCGGAAUGUAGAGUUUCACGAGUCCUAUCUGAGCGCACACGAGGACUUGCAACAGCCCCAAAGCUUGGAUGCACAGCUCCAAAGUUUGAGUACACGGAGGAAGGCGGUUCAGCACAAUUCAGAGGCAGAGAAAGAAAAAGGACAAGAAGAUGAAGAUCUGGUCGCACUAGGACGGAAUGCUUCCGUAUACCUCAAGUCCAUUAGAAGAAUCUUCCAGGACAUGUGAACUUUUUAUUUCUUUAAUGUAGUUGCCUUUAAAAGUCUUUAAUAUCCUUGUGUUUCAUUC
This is a messenger RNA of Hyposmocoma kahamanoa, 812 nucleotides long. RefSeq lists its product as uncharacterized. The coding region runs from base 237 to 752 and encodes 171 amino acids. The record is from RefSeq and is a predicted model, not a curated record. The transcript is spliced from 5 exons. Lineage: Eukaryota; Metazoa; Arthropoda; Insecta; Lepidoptera; Cosmopterigidae.